This is a messenger RNA of Plectropomus leopardus (leopard coralgrouper), 321 nucleotides long. Lineage: Eukaryota; Metazoa; Chordata; Actinopteri; Perciformes; Serranidae. The record is from RefSeq and is a predicted model, not a curated record.
CACAUCUACAGCAGAGACGACUGCACCUUCAGAGAGCGGAUCCUGCCAGACGGGUACAACGUCUACGUCUCUGACAGCCACGGCGCCCUGCUCAGUCUGGGAAACCACCGGCAGAGGUCGCAGGGUCGAGAUCGAGGCGCACCGUCUCUGGCCCAAUUCCUCCCCAGAGUCAGCAUCCUGGAUCAGGCCUCAUCCUCCGGACUGGACGUCCCAGACCAGCCUGGACAGAGCGCAGUCCAACUAGAAGAACCUUUGGAUACGAUGGACUCGUUUGGGAAGCUCUCGCAGAUCAUUCACAGUCCAAGUUUCCACAAGAGAUGA